This is a messenger RNA of Lucilia sericata (common green bottle fly), 4474 nucleotides long. RefSeq lists its product as uncharacterized. The record is from RefSeq and is a predicted model, not a curated record. NCBI's taxonomy places the organism in Eukaryota, Metazoa, Arthropoda, Insecta, Diptera, Calliphoridae. Bases 408 to 3953 code for a protein of 1181 amino acids. The transcript is spliced from 4 exons.
UUGGCUGUAGAAAAUGUAUUUUUGCAUAGAAGACACACACACAAUAUUUUUUCACACAGAGUUACAGGGACAGAAAAGAAAUUUGUGGAAAAAUAAAAUUUUAUUUAAAUUUAUAAUCUAAUCUUUAUUAAUAAACUUUAACUGAAAUUAUGUGAAAAAUGUCAAAAAUGCAAGUAAACAGUGUUGUGUAUUAAAAGAACAAAAAGAAAAAGCAAGAAAACGGGAUUUUUUCUACGUUUGACAAGUAAAAUAAAUUACAACAAAAAAACUAAUAGACAAAUAUUUUUUGUAAAAAGAAGUGUGUGUGUGUAUAUAGAGAAAUUAUAAAAAUAUAAAAUUUUUAUAAAGAAAGUAUAAGUUAUUAUUUAUAAAACUUAUAUAAAAAGAAGUACUUAGUACAUACCACUAUGGAGUCCACAGGAGGCAGCUCCGGCUCUGCAAUGACGGCGGCGGCUGCCAUGCCAUCACCGUCAGUUGUGGCUGAUGGUAGCAAAGUUUUUUGUUCUUCUCUAUUUAAAGCAACGAACUAUGAAUUUGAUCCCAGUAUUUCGGAAGAAGAGAGACGCUUUUAUCUGAAAGCCUAUCCAACAGUCGAUGUGGUACGUGAACGUAAGACACAUUGUACAGUAUGUAAAGUACAUAUUGGUACAGCACCGGUACAGGAAAAUGGCAUUAAAAUGCAUCCUAUCUUACGUGUGACACACUGCAAUAAAUGUCAUGAUUUUUACAAUAGCGGUGAAUUUAGUAAGGGUGAAGAUGGUUCGGAAUUGUAUUGUCGUUGGUGUGGACAAGGUGGUGAAGUGUAUUGCUGUUCCAGUUGCCCGUAUGUCUUUUGUAAAUCUUGCAUUGUUAAGAAUUUAUCAAGGGGUGUAGUGGCUGAUAUUGAACAGAAUGAAAAUUGGAAUUGUUUUAGUUGUGCCCCGAAAAUAUUAUGGCCAUUGAGGGCUCAACAUUGGGCUCUUAUGAAUUAUAUUGAACAGCAGAAAAAAGAAAUCUAUGCUCUUCAUUUAAGUGAAUCUGAAUUAAAAUUAAAUCUGAGUAAAGAUCGCAGCAGGUGUUGUCGUUUGGCAAAGUCAAAGUGUGGCAACAUGUCAGAUUCUAUGGAAAGUUUAGACUCGGUGGCUUCGAAACGCAGUCACGGCAGUGGCCAAUCUGCCAAGAAACCCAUGAAACAUUCAGCUACACCUUCGCCACAACAAAUGAAUGCGGCCAAACGUGCAAAAACCAACGAUGAAGUAGUCUGUACACCCGACUUGCUCAGCAUGCUGGAGCCAGAUUGUCAAAUAACCGUCUCACAGAAACCGAACAGACCUAUGAAUACACCUUCGGCCACUACACCGAAAAUCAUGUCCAUUCAGCAGCCACAAGGCGGUUAUGGUGCAAUGUCUUCAACACCCAAAACUUCAGCACCACCGCCACUAGUAUUACGCAACACCGCUAUAAAAUUAAGGCCUGCUGCCCCUCCACCAGUUGUUAGACGCACCAUAAUAGGACCACGUACUCCCACGCCAGGAGGCAAUGGCACUCCUGUCUAUCACACCAUCAAUGGUUAUCGUAUUGAUUUGAAUUCUGCUGCCCAGCAAGAGACUUUCCGUUUACCAAAUGGUAAACUUAUACAAGUUAAACGACAAGGUCCUCCUACACCCCAAAAUGCUUCCCCAACAGCAAACAAUUGGCAGCGCAUGAGCAGCCCUCAGCCACAAAGGGUCAUACCACAAACUAUAGCUUCACGACCAGUGCAAAUUACACAACAUCCCUACAACAUCAGUGUACAACAACAGCCUGGACAACAUCCUCAAGUGGUGCGUUAUCACAACAGUAUGAUUGGUUCCACCUCGAUUAAUCAGGUCAAUCAUAAUGGCACUACUAUACAAGUUGUAAAUGGUCAAAUGUCCGCUGGACCCCAACAGGCACAACAACAACAGCCACCACCGAUUCCGAGUGGUCCCGUACGUCCCGUUAUGGUACGACAUGUCUUUCCCGACAAUCCCAUCGGUCAGGCACGUGCUGGCUUGCAAGAUCAAGUCUUUAAUGCUAUGGAAAUUUGCACUCAUCUCACAAACAAGGUUCAAACUCUUACCAAUUCAAAUGCUUACAAACAAGCACGCAACUUUUUGGAAGUUAAAGAACUCUACAUACAUCUUUCGUAUUUGUUGACAUAUGCCAUUGGACGUUUCAAGAGUUUGCAGGACAAAUGUUUGGGUGAUAUGCGCACGCUUGGUUUCGGCAAUGAUGCCGAUUGUUUGGAAAAUGGCCAAUUGGCAGCUGAUAAACAAGCCAGUGAUGAUGAAGAUAAUGAAAUUGAAAUUGUGGAACCUAAAACUGAUUUGAUCACUUUGGAUUCAGACGAUGAUGAACCCUCUGCAACUUCGCCCGCUAAAAACCAGCAAACCAAUGCCCAAAAUAAAACACAACAGCAAUCUUUCUCUAGUACACAGCACAGUGUUGAUGUCAAAGUUAAACCUGCAACUAUAGCGCCAGCAAAUAGACAAGUUGUCAUUAAACCUGCGGCUCCUGCAGCUGCGGCACCACCAGCUGAGGAAAAUAUGGAUCUAAUGUCAAUGGCUCAGAGUUUUUUGGCAAGUAUGUUGGAGGUAGACAUACAAGAGGGACCAGUUAACUCACCCGGUUCAGAUUCCUCCGGUCAAAAGAAACAGCCGCGUAAAAAAUUAACCAAUAAACCGAAUCCCACUUUACUAAAGCAAAAAGCUUUAAUGGAACUAGAACGUUUGGAGGAAAUGAAGCGUAAUGAUCAAAAACUAAAAAUGAAAUGUGCGGUAGAAUUGAAAAAGGCCGAAGAAGUGUUUCCCUUUGCCAAGGAAAUGUUAGAGGCUAAGGCUAAAGAGAAACAAGAAUAUGAAGAAGCUAAGAAAAAUAAACUCGAGCAAAAGGAAGUCAUAGAAUUGGAAGAUGAAAAGGAUAAAUCAAAUGAAAAGUUAGAAGACUCCUUGAAUAGUUACACAGAAGAGAUAAAGGAAAAUAAAGACAAAGAUUCCUGCUCAGCAACAAUAGAAGAGAAAGAAGCUGCAGACGAAACUUCUAUAGAAAUUAUAGAAAUAAAUAAUUCAGCAGCAGAAGAAAAAGAUAAUGAAAGGGAUACUUCUAAGGAUAUAACGGAUAAAGAAGUAUCAAUAGAAGUUAUAGAAGAUAUUGAAGACACUACAACGGAAAAUAUAGAAGAGAAAGAAAACUCAGAGGAAACUAAAGAAAAAGAAUCAUCAAUAGAGAUUAUAGAUAAAACAGAAGAUAUUAAAGAAAAAGAGAAAGAGGAUAAGCAAAAGAAAGAGGCAGAGGAAGUUAAAGAAGAGGAUGAAAAACUAAAUGAUAAUGAUAAAACGGAAACAGAAGCAAUUUCCGAAACAACUGAAAAGGAACAGGAUAAAGAUAAAGAACAAACAAAUGCUUUAGCAGAUAAAGACAAAUUAGCCGAAGUUAUGGAAAUUGAGGAAAAAUCACCAGCAACACCAACAAAAGAUGAACCCAUGGAUAUAGAUGAAAGUAAUGAAGAAUCUAUACAUAAAGAACCUACCGUACCAGAGGACAAAGAAAGUAAAUCUAUUGAAAUUAUGCAAAAAGAACAAGAAAAAGAAAUGGACAAGAUACCUACAGCAGCAACAGAAAAUAAUGACAAAAAUGAAGACAAACAACUGGAAAAGGUGCUAACACAAAUAGAGGAAAUAGAAAAAAAUGAAAUGGAAUUAACAAAACCCACAAAUGUAACAUUAUUAAGCGACAAACAAGAGCUCGAUAACACAACAACAGCAACAAACAUAGAAAAGGUAAAAGAAAAAGAAAAAGAGAAGACAUUAAAUGAAAAAGCUAGUGAAGAAGCAACAAAUAAAACACUUCCCUCCUCUACAACAGCAGAACUUCCCCAUAAGGAAACAGAAACUAAUAAAACAACUGCAAUAGGAAACGAAACAACAGCAACAUCUAGCAAUGGCAAUGUUUAGUAGAGUUUUUUUUUUAAUUUAAAUUAAACAAACAAAAAAGAAAUUCAACAAAUUAGAUUUAUAACUAACUAAAACGUACAUAGUUUUUAAUAUUUAAAAAAUAUAUACUUGAAUUAAAAUAUCAUCAAAAUACAACACUACUUACUCGAAAACAUACAUUAAAUGUAUACAUUUUACUAUUAUUAUUUUUUAUAAAUUAUAAGAUCAAUAAUAUCUAACAUUAACAUACAAAAACGUUAAAUGUUCUUCUAUAUAUAAAUAAUAUAAAAAUCAUAAUUUUCAUGACUUUGUAGUCGUAAGUGCUUUAAAUUUUUCCAAAAUCAAUUUAUAAUAAUGACCAUUAUUAUUAUUAUUUAGUUUCCUAAACUUGGCAGUUAUUUUGUCAAUAGCUCUUUAUUUUUUUUUUCGUAUUAAUUGCAUCAAUAUAUGAUAAGUUUCUUUAAUAUUGAGUUUAUUAAAUUGUAUUUUUUUUAUUGUAAAUAUUUUCUUCAUUUAAUUUUGAUUAUGAAAUUUUUAGCUAU